This is a messenger RNA of Microtus ochrogaster (prairie vole), 2372 nucleotides long. It is a transcript of the gene Thg1l, whose product is annotated as tRNA-histidine guanylyltransferase 1 like. NCBI's taxonomy places the organism in Eukaryota, Metazoa, Chordata, Mammalia, Rodentia, Cricetidae. Gene Ontology annotation, molecular function: magnesium ion binding; tRNA guanylyltransferase activity. The record is from RefSeq and is a predicted model, not a curated record. Gene Ontology annotation, biological process: tRNA modification.
AGUGCUGCUGAGCUUGGCAGUCGCUUGGCCGCUACUUCUGUUACUUUAAGACGGUGCCUGAGGUUGGGGGUGACCAUGGCCAAGAGCAAGUUCGAGUACGUGCGGGAUUUUGAGGCUGACGAUACCUGCUUGCCGCACUGCUGGGUUGUGGUGCGGCUAGACGGCCGGAAUUUCCACCGAUUUGCUGAGAAGCACAAUUUUGCAAAACCUAAUGACAGCCGAGCUCUCCAGCUGAUGACCAAAUGUGCCCAGACAGUAAUGGAGGAGCUGGAGGACAUUGUGAUCGCGUAUGGACAGAGUGAUGAGUACAGCUUCGUGUUCAGGCGGAAAAGCAAUUGGUUUAAAAGAAGAGCCAGUAAGUUCAUGACUCUCGUGGCCUCCCAGUUCGCCUCCAGCUAUGUGUUCUACUGGCGGGAUUACUUUGAGGAUCAGCCACUUCUGUAUCCGCCAGGAUUUGAUGGCAGAGUCGUGUUGUAUCCUAGCAACCAGACCUUGAAGGACUACCUCAGUUGGCGACAGGCAGACUGUAAGUGGCACAGUGUGACAGUUCAAGUCAAACUACCAAACCUGUACAUUAACGCCACGGACCUCAUACAAGGUCACAUCAAUAAUCUUUAUAAUACAGUGUUCUGGGCCCUUGUCCAACAGUCUGGACUAACACCAGUCCAAGCCCAGGAGAGAUUAAAGGGAACUCUGGCCGGAGACAAGAACGAGAUUCUGUUCUCUCAGUUUCACAUCAACUACAAUGACGAGCCACAGAUGUACAGGAAAGGGACCGUGUUGGUGUGGCAGAAGGUGGAUGAAGUCAGGACACAGGAAGUUAGGCUGCCUGUGGAAAUGGAGGGGCAAAGGAUGACUGUGACCCGGACCAGGACCAGGCCCGUGCCCUUGCACAGCGAUCUCAUUGGGGACGCUUUCUGGAAAGAACACCCAGAUAUUCUGUCGGGAGAGAACUGACCCUGCAUUCUGCAGUUCUGCCGUGCUUAGCCAUGCAGGUCUCCCGGAGGCUCCUCUCCUUAGGUGGCUCGAGCAUCCCUAGCCCCAGGAGAACUGUAAGGAGCCACAUGACUGGAACCCGGUGGAGACAGAGAAAGAAGCAAUGGACGGAGGCGGCGUAUCUCACUGUGCUUAAACAGAAUACCUUUUUUUUUUCUUUUUUUUUUUUUUUUACGGUGUUAGAACAUAACUUUGGCUCUUUUUAAAAUCAUGAUCCUAUUUUUAUAAAGAACUAUUCAUGCUUUGCUGGAUGAGUCAUUUUUAGCUGUGGCAUAAACCUCUCAAAAUCCCGUCACCUCUUUUCACCUCUGAUAGAAGGGGAGCCCAGACUUUACCCUCACCCACCUUUCUGAACUCGAGAACCCGGUGACUGCACAUUCCCACUCUGACACCCGCGUGCUUGUACUCAUGUUCUCUUCUGGCGUGAAGUUAAAUAUGGCUUCCUGCCUGCACGAUGCCUCCAGAUUGAGGAAUCCCAGAGAACACUCGCGGAUUGGUGCCAGUUCCCCAGGGUGGCAGCUUUGGCUGAACAAACGAGGAGUGUUCUGGGUAUCCCGCACCAUUCCAGGAUUGAUUUUUCUGGAAUCGUUAGCAUGAUCGUCGUCAUCUCUUACCAGGGACAUAGUUUUCCAGUCCCCUACCUCUUUGGAAGGGAAGAUUUUGGGGAGGUGUGCGUGUAUGCAAAUGAGGCUGGAGAGCAGCUACUCCGUGGAUGCUGGAAGUACUUCCCUCGGAAAAGCGGACUUUGCGUUAGACUUCUGGGCAAGCAUUUUCAAACAGCCUCUGUUGUCACAACCAUAACCUUGGAAUUCGAGAGCACCAGGAGGCCUGAUAUGGUGGUUUAGCCUAAUCCUAGCACUCAGGAGGUUGAGGCAGGAAAUUUGAAGCCAACAUUUGAAGCCAAACUGGACUACAUGGCAGGGCUAUAAAAAUGGGUGGAGUUGGAGGCUCUAUUGAUUUCAGAGGUUUGAAAAUAGCCCCUCCUGCUGAUGGCAGGAUGGUGUUGGCAAGGGGGCAGAGAGUAGUAAUAAAAAUCAUUUGUUGCCAAGGUGUUGGACUCAAUGGGAAAGUCACGUUUCUCCUUGACCUUGUUUUAUGUUUUAGAAGAAAAGGAUUAUUUGCCUCCAUCAGGAAUUAAUUAAAAGACAGCCUAUGUCCUGCUUUCUGGUCUUGAUUGCAGAAUUUCCAGCCAAGAAGAAAAUGUAUUUUUGAAAGAACAGCGUCUGGCCUCAUCCCUCACUAACUGACACCCCAUCUGCUGAUGCCUUUUUUUCCUUCCUGUUCUCCCCACUCCCCAGGAAGAAGCAAUAGAGCUCAUGUUUGGCAACUGCUAAAAUCUUUUUAAGGGAGGGGAAAGUAUAAUAAAGAUUUCAAUU